This is a messenger RNA of Prorocentrum cordatum, 1526 nucleotides long. Lineage: Eukaryota; Dinophyceae; Prorocentrales; Prorocentraceae. The record is from the annotation of a GenBank genome assembly.
CUCGAGGGGGGCCCGGCGGCGCCGCGAGCGGCCCAGCUGGGAUGGUGGCGCGGGCGCGGGCCGGUCUGCUGCUGCUGGCGUCGCUGGCACGCACGAGCGGCCUCGGGAACGCCUCCGGGGCGAACGCGUCGGCCGGGGCCAACGGCUCCAGCGCGGACAACAGCAGCGCCGCCAACGGGUCCGACGCGGACAACAGCAGCGCCGCCAACGGCAGCGGCUGCAGCGCCCCCGCGGGGGUCUCGGGAGCGUUCGCGCCGCCGUGCGUCGAGGGAGGCUCGAUCGCCGAGGGGGGCACGUGCACGGCCAGGUGCGAGGCCGGGCAUACCCCGUCGCGCUUCUCCCUGAGCUGCGCCAACGGGUCGCUGUCGCCGGCCGCGUUCGAGUGCGAGAGCGCGUGCAGCUCGCGCGGCGCCGCUGUGCCUGCGGCCCUCUGGGACAGUCCGACCGCGGCCUCGCCGGUGGCGGGCGCGUGCGCAGACUCCGCGAGCGGCUGGUGCAGCCACCCGGGGUGUGGAGCGCUGGCCGUCUUCUUCGCCGGCGACCUCGAGUGGGCCGCCCGGGGCUUGUUCGGUGACCUCGCCUGCGCCACCUUCGCGAGGUGGGGCCCGGGCGGCGCGGGCUCCCUCGCGAGCGCCGAUGUGCUGGUCGUCGUGUCGUCCACGCAGCUGCUGGGGCUGCCGCCGAGCGCCCUGCGCCAGGCGGGCCUCGCCGGGGCCGUGGCCCUCCUGGACGAGGCGUGCAGCUCCGGGGACCUCGGCGCGCUGCCGCUCGCGGAGCCUCCAGCAGCGCCGCCUGGCCGCGGGACUGGCCGAGCCGCCCGGGAACGCGACGGCGGCGGAGUUGGCGGCGCUGCUGCGGAGCGUCGGCGGCGGCUUCUGUUUGCCGCCCCAGCUCUGGAGUGCUGGGGUCCCCGAGUGUUGUACAUCGGGGGAGACCGCGCGGUGGCGGCCGGCUGCGGCGGGACGCCGCGCCCAGGAGCUGCCCCCGGGGGCCUGGGCCCUCUCGGGCGCGGCGGAGCACGGCGUGCUCCGCGCGGGCCUCGCGGCCCUCCGCGCCGCGGGCCGGCCUGCCCCGGCGCCCGGCGCCAAGCCGCGGCUGCUGGCGUAGCGCGGAGGAGGGAAGGUCGGCGUGAGCACCCACUCGCAUCAUCUACGACGCGCUCAGCCCCCUGGGGCCGGUAGAGGCUCUCGGCGACUGCUACGGGUCGCGCCCCCGCAGCCGGCCGGCAAGGUGCCGGGGGCGGCCGUGCGUGCCGCGCGGAGGCCACGGCCUGGAAGGCGACCUGAGGCCCUACCGCUUUGCGCUGGUGGUCGAGGCGUCGGCCAACAGCAGCUACAGGUGCCCUCGCCUAUUGGGGCCCGCCGCCCUCUCCGCGCUGGCCGCGGGCGCCAUACCCGUCUUCCGCGGGCCGGUGGAGGCGCACGCGGUGCUGAACCGGAACGCGAUGGUCCAUUCGCUGCCGUCUUCCUCGGUGGUGAGCACCCUGCACCGGCUGCUGCGGGUGGUCCACAACGCCUCCGCGGAGC